Molecule: messenger RNA, 1827 nt
Organism: Ornithodoros turicata
Lineage: Eukaryota; Metazoa; Arthropoda; Arachnida; Ixodida; Argasidae
Product: cytochrome P450 3A2-like
Exons: 14
Coding region: 159-1712 (517 amino acids)
Molecular function (GO): steroid hydroxylase activity; iron ion binding; heme binding
Source: RefSeq, a predicted model, not a curated record
UGCGUCUCUGUGGCGAGUGGCACGUGUUUGUCACUGCUAUAGGAUAAGCGGUGAACGAUAAGGAGAUAAUGCGCCCUAAAUGCCACACUGGAUUUCGUGCCGCGUCCUAAUGUGUGCCGUGCUUGAUUCAGCUCGUAUCGUAGGAAAGUUCUCGAGCCAUGAUUUUGGAACCACUAUUCAUACUAAUCUGGGUGCUUGGACUAACCGCAUUGGUGCGAUGGCGAAGGAAGAAAUUAAGCGUUUUCAAAGAGAUGGGGCUGGAUGGACCAACGCCCAACCUCAUCUGGGGAAACCUACUUGAGUACGACGGAAAGAAACGGGUACCAGCACUGACAGAAUGGGCAAAGAAGUAUGGCGACAUAUUUGGGUUCUAUAACGGGGAUAUUCCGACGCUUGUCGUAAAAGAUUUACAAGUACAGCAGCGCAUCUUUAUCAGUGACUUCACCGACUACACUUACCGCGGUUCUACCAUGCGAACGGAUGAGCAGCAUCCUUACUUGGGGACAAGUCUAUUGCACGCAAGGGGCAUCCAAUGGAAGAAGAAUCGCGUCUGUACUAGCCAGGGAAUGACAACUUACAAGUUUAAACAGAUGUGGCCACAUUUUCAAAGUGUCGCCGACGAGUUCCUGAAAAUACUGAGUCAGAAAGCAGACACCGAAGAGGAAGUAAAUAUGGAGAAGCCCUUCCAAGCCUUGGCAAUGGACUACGCAGGCCAGGCCGCCUUUGGCGUUCACCACUCCUUUCAGAACGACAUCGAGAACCCCUUCCUGAAAGCGGCUGCGGAGGCGGUGCCAGGUGUAAUGAAGGGGAUCUUUCACAAGAUAGCACACUGCACAACGACACUGAGUGCCGUUAUGACACCGUUGCUAUGGCUACAUUCAAAACUGGGAACGUUUACGUUCGGCGUCUUCAGCAAAAGUGUGUAUCAGGUGGUUGAUCAGCGUAAGAAAGUCAAUCUGAAAAGAAUUGACUUAUUACAAAGUAUGCUGGAUGCCGAAGUGUCAAAGGAGCACUCAGGAGAAUUUAACAACAAUGAUGUCAAGAAAGACCCCAAAAAGAUAUCCGCCGAUGACGUCGCCGUGAAUGCCACUGUUCUUUUUGUGGCUGCCUUUGGAACGACAUCGACAGCCCUGAGCUACUUGACCUACGUCAUGGCGAAAUACCCUGAAGUGCAGGAAAAGAUGAGAGAGGAAGUAGAAGCAGCCCUGAAAAAGUCGGAUGAGCUUGACUACAACACAGUGAUGGGCUUGACGUACGUGAAUCAAGUAAUGCAAGAAACUCUUCGAAUGUACCCUCCCGUCAUCAUAUUCACAACGCGAGAGGCAGAAGUGGACAAAGAAGUCAAUGGUCUGAAGAUCCCUGCAGGAACUACAAUCAUGGCCCCUACUUACCAAGUGCAUAUGGAUGAGAAGCACUGGCCUGAACCGGAGAAGUUCGACCCGGAAAGGUUUAGCCCCGAGAACAUGAGAACACAGCAUCCAUUGGCGUACCAGCCUUUUGGAAUUGGACCAAGAAAUUGCGUUGGCAUGCGACUUGCGAUAUUGGAAAUAUUGUACACGGCUGCCAGGAUGGUGCUUGAAUACGAAGUGCAACUGGGAGAAAAGCAACAGGGAGAAAUGCACCUUGACUAUGAUGCCAUGGUGUCAAAGCCAGAGAAAGGGCCCUGGAUAAAGUUCUACAGAAGAAAAACAAAUGACGCCGUACCUUCCUGAAGAAGCUUCUUCUCGAGCAGCGAACCAACUCCGCUGAGAUUCCAUUUUCUAAGAGACGACAGCUACUGAGUUGCAUGAAAUCGUCAUAAAUAAUCUAAGUCACCCUUCAAAUGAA